UCAGUUCUAGGGUCAAAUGGUGGAGAGUCCCAGAUUUAAACCCUGGGAGUGUGUGUCUCCACCAUCCUCUUAAUGCAAAAGAAAGAAUAAUGAAUACACACAAACUCAAAAUGCUGGAUCACAAACCCGGCGCCGUGACACGGUGUGUCUUUUAUCCUGUCUCUCUCUGCUCUCUUCUUCUCCUCUCACCCCAAACCGGUCACAACAGAUGGCUGCCUCCCUGAGCAUGAUUUUGAUGGAGGUUUCUCUCUGUUAAAAGGGAGUUUUUCCUUCCCACUGUCGCCAAGUGCUUGCUCAUAAGAGAUUAUCUAAAUGUUGGGAUUUUACAUCACACUGCUCUUUGUGGUCAAGAUGACAGAAGAGAAGCUGAGGGAUGCUGAGGCCGCCGGCCUCCAUAAAGUCUUCAAGCUUCAGAGCUCCCUCACCUGCAACUCUAUGCCUCUCAUGUGGUUACCAGGGAAACUGGUGGACCAACUUAAAAGAGAUAUUUCCUGCCAUUUAGGAAAUGCUCAUCAAGAGUUUGCCUUUCUUGGAUAAACACCUUCUGUCUGGGGCUGGAUGGACACUGAUUAGGACGUAGCAGGAAUUUCCUGACAACUGUUGCCGCCCUUUCAAUCAUAAGUGCCAGCCAGCCUUAGGAACAUGGCACUUUGGAGAGAGCUAAGGGAAUAUGAACUCAAUCAACCUAAAGUGCAAAAACCCUGAACCCACUUCUUUGAUCACUUUUAUUGGGUUUAGUUUGACUGUGAGUCACAUAUGGGAGAUUAUAACAAGAAUUUUAGUUUAGUUUUUUUAAACAAAGGCAGAAUUUGCUGUGAGACAGACAGGUGAACGAGCCUCCAGACUUCCAAGAAGCCAGACCUGACAGUGCCGCAGUCAUGGGUGAGUGGGGCUUCAUCGGUGGAUUCUUCGAUACCCUCCAGAUACACUCCCCGAUGCUGGGUCGUUUCUGGCUCUUCCUCAUGCUGGUGUUUAGGAUAGUGAUCCUGGGAACUGUGGCCAGUGACAUGUUUGAGGACGAGCAGGCGGAAUUUAUCUGUAACACCCUCCAGCCAGGAUGUAAGCAGGUGUGCUAUGAUGAGGCUUUCCCCAUCUCCCAGUACAGAUUCUGGGUGUUUCAUAUAGUCCUCAUCGCUACACCUUCUCUGCUUUUCCUUGUUUACGCCACACACCAGCAUAACAAGAGUGCCAAUCCCCCCCCAUCGAGUAAAAGGUGGAGCAGCGAGAACAGAGAAGAAAAAGCUUUAAGGAGGCUUUACAUUAUCACUGUGAUCUUCCGCAUAGUGGCAGAACUUGGCUUCCUAAUUACCCAGUGGUAUCUCUACGGCUUUGAGGUGAAGGCCUAUUUUGAAUGUAGUCGUUCUCCCUGCCCCCUAACAGUGAAGUGCUAUACCUCCCGCCCUAAAGAGAAGACAAUCUUCCUCUUUUUCUACUUUAUUGUAGGGGUGAUAUCAGCAUUUUCCAGCAUUGUGGAGCUUCUCUACAUCUCUAGGAAGUGGUUUUGCUCAGAACAGGAGGACAAAAUCUACUACUGUGACUGCGAGAACCUCCACAACCUCAAGCAAGAGGAGACGCAGGAGAAAUCGGGAGGAAAGACGAUGUCAGAGAGCACGGCCAGCAGUGUGAAAGUGAAGAAGGGAUCAGUGAGAAGCAGCUCCGGUCGAAAGGUCUAUUGCAUCGAUCACAAGUGCAAGAGUCCAAGAGGAAAAUAUGUGAGGAGGAAGAUGCUUAAGGUGUGAGAUGACUCUGCAAUCACAGCAUCCUCCUUUUUCUAUUUUAAACUCACAACUGCAUUUCUAAUUCCAUUUCACUUGAAAGAACUGCACUGUUUAGGAGUUUUUAUGCACUUCACAAAAAAAAAAAAAAUGCAUGGGCAACUGACCCAUCAAAUUUCAGGAAAUGAGUAAAGACAACACAGAUGAUAAGAAGGACAAGAAGGAUGCCUGCGAGACAUUGUUGACUCGUUCGUUCUGGUGACAGUUUAAAGGCUGAAAACUUUCUGGAAUACACUUGAUAACAUUUGCUUAAGACUGAUUGCAUUUUGUGUUUGUGUUGUACCCACUUUAAAGGACAAAUCCGCCCUGAGGCAGCAGGUGAAGAUUAAUUUAUUUAAGCAGGUCUUGAUAGUGAAGUUAGGCUUUGUAAAUGGAGGCAUCUGUUUCUAUCCAGUCUGUAAUGUUGGAAUUAUUUCAAGGUAGGGUGACCAAAUUCCCAGCAAAGUAAAUGUGAAGACAAAGUGGGAUGCAUCAACUUUAAAAAUACAAAUACACCAAAUUCUGCACGUUAUCAGAUUGUAGCAUGUACAUGCAAACUCUGUUACUCGGAAUAUAUCACUGCUUCAUUUUAUUCGAGGUAGUUUCCAUCGUAUUCACCAAAAUCUGCAAAGCUUUUACUCGACUUGAAGCCACUUGUGAGUAUAUCAUUAGGCGCGUUAACCUUCUGACUAUCAGAAAAAGCCUUCCCUUCUGUUUUAAAUGCCAGACUUCAGUAAAGGGCACAUCCAGCAGUACUAGUCAAAAUGUGUGGCAUUGUCUCAAGAUGUGGGAGAGGGGUACAAGAAAUAAAAAUGCCGUACAGUCCCACAUAAAGAGGGACGUCUGGUCACCCUGUUUUUCAGGGUUUUUUCACUGUGUUUUUUGAGUUUCUUACAGAGAUUUAAGAGUUUCCAUAACUGUCAGGGGGCUGGGUCUGUGACCCAGCAUUUUCACUUUUGUUGUAUUUUUGAAUUCUUAUGUUAUAUUGAAAUAAUGUUAAGUUCUACUAUUAUUAUUAUUAUUAGUUUGUCUGAGAUGAAUUUCCAUGCCCCCUGGUUUAUAUAUCAUGUUUUCUGUCCAGUCUGUCAUGUGUUUCAUCUCUGUGUGUCCACUUUGUAAAGUUUGUGUGUCAUGUCUACGUUUUAUUAUGUUUCCUGUUUUAUUUUGAAAGUCUUGUGUUUCCAUGUUCAGCGUGUUUAGUUUUGCUUCCCCUGUGGCAUCAUGUUCAAUUGUGUCAGGUGUGUUUCCCCAGGUGUUUCCACUUCCCUCAUUAUCUUUCUGUGUAUCUUUCUGUAGGAUAAUGAUGGAAGCGGGAAACACC
Molecule: messenger RNA, 3075 nt
Organism: Oreochromis niloticus (Nile tilapia)
Lineage: Eukaryota; Metazoa; Chordata; Actinopteri; Cichliformes; Cichlidae
Product: gap junction delta-3 protein-like
Exons: 3
Coding region: 879-1739 (286 amino acids)
Biological process (GO): cell-cell signaling
Cellular component (GO): connexin complex
Molecular function (GO): gap junction channel activity involved in AV node cell-bundle of His cell electrical coupling
Source: RefSeq, a predicted model, not a curated record